Messenger RNA from Nematostella vectensis (starlet sea anemone), 1469 nucleotides. RefSeq names its product small nuclear ribonucleoprotein G. Gene Ontology annotation, biological process: mRNA splicing, via spliceosome; spliceosomal snRNP assembly. Bases 106 to 339 code for a protein of 77 amino acids. Gene Ontology annotation, cellular component: P granule; U2 snRNP; U1 snRNP. Gene Ontology annotation, molecular function: RNA binding. The transcript has 4 exons. NCBI's taxonomy places the organism in Eukaryota, Metazoa, Cnidaria, Anthozoa, Actiniaria, Edwardsiidae. The record is from RefSeq and is a predicted model, not a curated record.
AAGCCGAUACCGCUGAGUAAGCAUCAUCAACGAAGGCUCACGUAAACGUUGUCAGACGUUUCAAAAGUUCCACAAAGUUCUUGUCGAAAAUCCUUCGAAAUCACGAUGAGUAAAGCCCAUCCACCGGAGUUAAAGAAGUACAUGGACAAAAAGCUUAGCCUGAAACUGAAUGGCGGACGACAUGUGUCUGGAGUGCUGCGUGGGUAUGAUCCCUUCAUGAACCUUGUUCUGGAUGAUGCUGUUGAGAAUGUGUCGGGAAAUGAGAAGCAUGCUAUUGGCAUGGUGGUUAUCAGAGGAAACAGUAUAGUUACCAUGGAAGCAUUGGACCGAGUGUUAUAGCAAGAGAGGGCAAGCCAUCAUGAUGUACAAAGACUUUGUGGAAUGAAACAAGACAGGUCAUUCCUAGGCUUAUCAACACUUGCUGUGACAUUUUAACAAGGGCCAUUUCCUAGAAAGCAUCUUAACAAUAACCCAGUGAAAGAAAUGGCUGUCUUGAGUUGUGAUUAAAUAAGAUGCACAUUUGUCCCUUCAUUAGUAUUUACAUGAAAUCUAAUAGUUUGGUCCAAAUCUAGUAUUGUGUUUUUGAAAGUUUUAACCCAGAUCUGUGAAGAACUGUUUUUUUACUUGCAUAAAAUCAUAGUACUGUACACAUUGGGUCUUAUUUAUCCAUUGAAUUGAUUUCUUGCCAGUUGCCAUUUGCAAACUGAGUAGGGGACCAGGUUUGAUACACAAAUAACAAGAUUGUGAGAUCACUGGGCAGGCCAAGGGAGAUGUCUUUGUCCAUCCAUUUCUCCAGGUUGUCAAACCUGACCUUCCUACUACCCAUUUUGCAACUGCAGUAUAAUAACGAUAACUAUGGCUAUAGAAAAAGGCAAUAACUAGAUGAAUAAUUCAACAGUGUGCUUUAAGUCAUAGAAUGUUCAAGGUGCCCUGUACAAAGAUUUUAUUUACAUUUUGUCUAUCGUAUGUGGACUAAUACUAAAAUGUACAUAAAAAACACCUCUAGAUUCCAAAUGCAAACUAAAUGGAUAUUUUAUUACACACCCACUGUGAUAUCUAUAUUUAUUCAACAAUACCAAUAAAAUGUGAGCUGUGAUGAGACAUUAUAUAUUGACCUAUCAGAGUGCACGAUUUACAAGUGUUGUUGUAUAAAAACAAAUGUAAUGAUAUCACAGUGUGUCCUGAACAAUGUCACACCAACUCGGCAUUGCAUACUUUCUUAAACAUGACAUAUACAUGCAAAAAUUAGAUCUAUUUGCUAAAUAAAAUAUUAGAAGUCAUCUCCCCAUACUUCAGCUUUUCUCUGCUUCUCUUGCUGCCUUUGUUCUAUUGUGAAAUAAAUUUGUAUUAAAAAAAUACAUGUACAACACAAAUACAUUCUUAGCUUUGAACCAAGUAAACAGAAAUUGCUGAAUGAACAUGUAUAAUUGUGCUUGAAUCCUGGUGGAAAAAACUCCAUUGUGUGCAAA